Pseudoliparis swirei is the source of this 2659-nucleotide messenger RNA. RefSeq names its product membrane-associated phosphatidylinositol transfer protein 2-like. Gene Ontology annotation, biological process: phospholipid transport. The transcript has 17 exons. Gene Ontology annotation, molecular function: phosphatidylinositol transfer activity; phosphatidylcholine binding; metal ion binding. The annotation marks the transcript as partial. Gene Ontology annotation, cellular component: cytoplasm. The record is from RefSeq and is a predicted model, not a curated record. Lineage: Eukaryota; Metazoa; Chordata; Actinopteri; Perciformes; Liparidae.
UCUGGUCUCCUCAGGCGUGAAUGACUCCCGUCCCCGCCGUCUGAACAUGCUGCUCGGGUAGCAAAGCCGACCGAGAGGAGCGUCGACCCGCUUUACACUCCGGACACACGGUCCCGCCUCCAGCAGCACCAUGCUGAUCAAGGAGUAUCGCAUCCCCAUGCCGAUGAGCGUGGAGGAGUACCGCAUCGCUCAGCUCUACAUGAUCCAGAAAAAGAGCCGAGAGGAGAGCUGCGGCGAGGGCAGCGGGGUGGAGAUCCUGGAGAACAAGCCGUAUGAGGACGGACCCGGAGGAUCGGGUCAGUACACGCGCAAGGUCUACCACAUCGGCAAACACAUGCCGUCCUGGUUCUGUGCCAUUCUGCCUCAAGCUGCCCUCCGCGUGGAGGAGGAGUCCUGGAACGCCUACCCAUACACACGAACCCGGUACACCUGUCCCUUUGUAGAGAAGUUCUCGAUAGACAUCGAGACGUAUUACAAACCAGAUACCGGAAACCAAGUGGACGUCUUCAACAUGUCUUCUGCUGAAAAGAGACAGAGGACUGUGGACCCCAUAGACAUCGUGAAGGACUACAUCACUCCUCAUGAGUACCUGGUGGAGGAAGACCCCAAACUCUACCAGUCGCUGAAAACCAAACGGGGCCCGCUGUCGGACGACUGGAUCGAGGAGAUCAACCAGGAUCCCGGCGAAUGUCCCGUCAUGUGCGCCUACAAGCUCUGCAAAGUGGAGUUCAGAUACUGGGGCAUGCAGUCCAAGAUCGAGCGCUUCAUACACGACGUGGGCCUGCGUAAAGUGAUGGUCCGAGCCCACCGGCAGGCGUGGUGUUGGCAGGACGAGUGGUACGGCCUGACCAUCGAGGACAUCAGGCAGCUGGAGCUGGAGACCCAGCUGGCUUUGGCCAAGAAGAUGGCCCAGUACAGCGACGGGGGAACGGAGACCAGCGGCUCCUCCGUCGACCAGGGGCAGGGAGCCGAGGCCGCGGGGUCGGCCGCCGAGGCGGAAGGAGGCGCAGGAGGAAAGCUGGGAGAUUCGCUGGAGACGCGAGGGGAGCUCACCAAGCAGUGGUCCACGUCCUCCAGAUCCUCCAACAGGUCGUCCAAGAGAGGCGGAAGUCCUUCUCACCAGAGCAUUUCAGAGUGGAGGAUGCAGAGCAUCGCCCGAGACUCUGAGGACAGCACAGACGACGAGUUCUUUGACGCUCACGAGGACUUUUCUGACAACGAGGAGAUGUUCGCCAAGGAGAUCACCAAGUGGAGCUCCAACGAUCUGAUGGAUAAGAUGGAAACAAUGGAGGUGGACGAGGCACAAGAACUGUUGUAUCAGGAGUUGGGCGGGGAGUACGGUGUGAUGAGUAAUGAGGAGAGGCAGAUGGGGGAUUGCGCGUCCCAUCAGUGUCUCCAGUCGGCUAAAACUCACAUCCUCGUCCUGGUCCUGCACGGGGGCAACAUCCUGGACACUGGUUUGGGUGAACAGAACAGCAAGCAGGGAGACCUAAACACGCUGAGCGGCGCCUUUGAGACGGUGAUGGGGGUUCAUUACCCGGCGGCGCUGGGCCGCAUCGCCAUCCGGAUGGUGCCCUGUCCUGCCGUGUGUGUCGACGCGUUCGCACUCGUCUCCAAUCUCAGCCCCUACAGCUACGACGAGGGCUGCCUGUCCAGCAGUCAGGAUCACAUCCCGCUGGCGGCGCUGCCUCUGUUGGCUACCUCCGCGCCCCAGUACCAAGACGCCGUCGCGACAGUCAUCUUACGAGCCAAUCAGGUGUACGGCGACUUCGUCAAGUCUCCCGAGGGAGCGUCUUUUAACGGCCAGGUGUGUGUUAUUGGGGACUGUGUCGGCGGGAUCCUGGGGUUCGACGCUCUGUGCAGCAGCUCGGUGACGGUGUCGGAAAGCCAAAACAGCAGCAGGCGGGGCAGCGCCAUCAGUGUGCAGGACACAGACCUCCUCUCGCCGGGCAUCGUUAUAAACAGCGUCUCUCCUUGCUCGCGGUCCCUCGAAGGAAGCCGCCACCUCAGCCGCAGCAACAUCGACAUCCCCCGCUGCUCGGGCCCCGACGACCCCAAGAGACAACUCCCACGCAAGCGCAGCGACUCCUCCACGUACGAGCUGGACACCAUCAAACAUCACCAGGCCUUCCUGUCCAGCCUUCACUCCAGUGUGCUCCACGGGGAGGCCGGGUCGCGGCGCUCCAGCGGCAGCACGAUGCUGGAAGGAGGCUCUCUGGGGAAGUUUGACUUCGAGGUGACGGACUUCUUCAUGUUCGGCUCUCCUCUGGGGCUGGUGCUCGCGCUGAGGAAGACUGUGAUUCCCUCGUUAGAUGUGUCCGCUCUGCGCCCGGCCUGCCAGCAGGUUUACAACCUGUUUCAUCCCGCCGACCCGUCGGCCUCCCGCCUCGAGCCUCUCCUGGACAAGCGGUUCCACCUGCUGCCUCCCUUCAGUGUCCCUCGGUACCAGCGCUUUCCUCUGGGCGACGGGCACUCGGCGCUCUUGGUGGAGACCGUGCAGAGUAACCCCCAGCUGCUGAUGGAGUCUGUUGGGGCCAUUUCCCACCUCGACCAGGACAGCGCCGUCAACGAGACCUCCAUCCCCGUGCCCGUCCUCAACUGGCAGCUCCUCACUGACACGGAUUCUCUUCACUCAAACAUGUCCGUGGACGGCCCGGUC